AUGGAUGACGAUUUAUUCGGUGCAUUUGGCGCAAAUGUAAGUGAGCACCACAAAGAUCAAGGUGCUAGUAGCAAAAAUGGCGAGGAUUUGAUGCAAAAGGUGGAACGUAAAAGACAAGAAGAAUGUCGUAGUAAUGCGGAUGCGUUCUUAGCUCGGAUGGCCGCUGGCGAAGCUGAUGCGGUUAAUUUGAAGAGGCAUACCGACAAAGAUUUAGAUGGUCGGUUUUGUUGCGAAUUUUUCAACAUGGUCGAAACGUUUUACUUGGAACAGCCUGGAAUCGUUUCGUCAUUUUCAUUCUUCUUUUGUUCGAUUUAG
This is a messenger RNA of Anisakis simplex (herring worm), 315 nucleotides long. The record is from the annotation of a GenBank genome assembly. Lineage: Eukaryota; Metazoa; Nematoda; Chromadorea; Rhabditida; Anisakidae.